AUGAAGUAUUUUCUCGGGAUUCAAGUAAAGCAAGAAAUUGGAAGUAUCUUCAUUUCUCAGGACAAGUAUGCCGCAAACAUGCUAAAGAAGUUUAGAAUGGAGAAUUGCAAGCCUGCUGCAACACCGAUUGCCCUGAUCGAAAGAUUAAAGUUUGAUGAUGGUGCAGAAAAAUUCGACCCAAGCAUUUAUCGGAGCCUUGUCGGAUCGCUCAUCUACCUAACACACUCAAGGCCGGAUAUCUUACAUGUUGUAAGUCUGAUUUCCAGAUUUAUGAGCAAUCCAAGCAGGUCACAUUUUGCGGCUGAAAAAAUGAUUCUCUGUUACAUUCAAGGGACCAAACAUCUUGGCAUCAAAUAUUCGAGAGAGAAGAAUAAUGAGUUGAUUGGAUUCACGGACAGUGAUUGGACUGGAAGCCAAGACGACAGGAAGAGCACAUCGGGAUACAUUUUUUGCUUGGGAUCAAAAGCAAUUUCGUGGAGUUCGAAGAAGCAAAAUUCAGUUGCUAUGUCAUCCGCGGAGGAGUAG
Molecule: messenger RNA, 525 nt
Organism: Andrographis paniculata
Lineage: Eukaryota; Viridiplantae; Streptophyta; Magnoliopsida; Lamiales; Acanthaceae
Exons: 1
Coding region: 1-525 (174 amino acids)
Source: RefSeq, a predicted model, not a curated record